This is a messenger RNA of Ambispora gerdemannii, 696 nucleotides long. The record is from the annotation of a GenBank genome assembly. NCBI's taxonomy places the organism in Eukaryota, Fungi, Glomeromycota, Glomeromycetes, Archaeosporales, Ambisporaceae.
AUGGCCGGACCUUUACCAUCUGGUUGGGAAGAACGAUUUGACGUUAUGACUGGAUAUGUCGAUACAAAGAAUGGAAAAACAACUUGGGAUGAUCCACGUCUCAAUCCGCAACUUGCAUAUUCUUCUCCACCAAUGUCUCCCAGUAUAGGAGCAGCUCAUCCAUCUUAUCCAGAGGCUCAACCUUCGACAUUUCCUUCAAUACAUGCUGUACCAUCCUGUCCUUGGGUUCCUUCUGUAUCGAUGCCAACUCCACCGGUCACUAAUAUGCCUGAUCCAUUUCAUACAGCAUUUAAUCAUAAUCCAACGCGACCACCUAUUAUUCAUCAAAAUUCAUUGCCGAUGCCCACGAGUAAUCCAGUUGUUUCUCCGCCUUUCAAACACCAUACAAUGCCAUUAGGUCCUCACCAUACAACAACUGCCACUUCAGAUCAAAAAUAUCAAGAUUACUCUCGGGACUUUAGCGGCAAAGCGGGAAAAGCGGUCGAAGCGACUUUAAAAUUCGGAAUAAAUACAGGGAAAAAGUUCAUAUCGAGUGCAAAGAAAAAUGGCAAUCCAACACCAUUUCAAACUUCUUUUCCUACAACGCAUCAACCAGUUUCAAACGGUGCUAACGGGUAUAUAAUACCGCAGGAUGAAAUUAUUUCCACUGGUCCUCCUCAAGCAGUUGAUUAUUUUGGACACGUAGAUAAUAAAUAG